UUUUAAAAUUUCCGAAAAUGUGACUCGCUACAGUAACAUGCUACAAAAAUGUGCUACUGUGACAAUUCUACAGUGACGAAAGUCACAGUUACUUGUAUAAUUAAUUAUAUCACUCAGUUACAUGCCAAAAGUGAUCAUAGUGACUAACAUUAUAAUUACAUUAUUUACAAUUAUAUUAGUGCCAAUUACAUUUUUUCACUAAUUACAUUUCUCUGGUUAUAGUUACAUGUCGUUCAGUGAUUAACGCCCGCUAGUCGUGAAAUUUCCGCCAUCCGUCCCAUUGCCGCCCCAUCAUGUUUGGUGAUUGACGCCGCCAAACUCUUGCCACACUCUUCCGUCACUGCCACCACCGCCCGCAACCACCGCCACAGUAACACCCGCUACAAUGACCACCGGCCACCACUGUUGGCCGCCAUAGUUACACCGUCUACUGUGAUGCCGCCGCAUUGACAUCUUCGCAGUGACAUUUCCGCAUUGACACACAAUAAUUACUCCGGCCAGUGUUAUUCCGGCCACCACUCCCAACCACCGCCGGCCACCGCCACUGCCGCCGACCACCCCGACACGGCUACCUAGCCCCAGCACAGCCCCCUCCCACCUCUAAGCCACCUUCCCAGCCCCCUCCCCAGCCCCCUCUCACUAUCACCCAACCUGGUCCCGCUCCGCCGCCGACCAACUCCGACCCUUCAGCCGCCACAUGUUACCGCUCACCAAAUACCCCAACCAACCUCGAUCCACUCCUCCCAGCCCAAGUCCACCACAGUCCGAUCAGAUCUGGCAAUCUGCAACCCAGCUAAAUUAGUCGGCGCCUCGGGCGGCGUCUGCCCAGCCUCGACUUGGAAACCCUACAGCGGACCACCUUCGCCGUCUGACUUCAUCUCAUAUAUGAAAUUGAGCCUCCGCAGCCUUGAAUCGGAAAUAGAGGAUGUCGUGAGCAACCUAGAGCAAGGAGAAGAACUGUACGUCGAUGUUGAAGUCGCCGUUAAUGGCUCACCACCAUCGUUGGAGCUCGGUGCGGCGCGGACUCUGUCAUCCCAGGUGCGAUGCAGCGUCUCUGAAGAGUUCCGUCGCCAUCUCGAUGUAGAUUUCAUCCCCAUCUCACCGCCAUCUUCGGAUCUACGUGCAUACAGAAGUUGGGAACGGUGGAGAAGAGUCCCAGUGGAGAAGAGAGAAACGGAUCUGGAUGGGGGAAGAGAAGAAACGUAGAUCUGGAUGGGCCGGAUAAGUCAUAUUUGUGGAAAAAGGGAAAAGUAG
Cuscuta europaea is the source of this 1254-nucleotide messenger RNA. The record is from the annotation of a GenBank genome assembly. Lineage: Eukaryota; Viridiplantae; Streptophyta; Magnoliopsida; Solanales; Convolvulaceae.